AUGGGCCGGGCUAAUAAGACAGGUAAAAUUCCCACUGACAGCGGGGCAACGAGCGACUACGGAGCGCCCAAUCCUGGACCUGCGUUCAAAGAGGUGUGGCAGGUGAAGGUGUGGCCCAAGGGUCUGGGUCAGGCCAAGAACUUGGUCGGCAUCUACCGCCUCUGUCUGACCGACAAGACGGUCAACUUUGUGAAGCUGAACUCUGACGCCGCCGCCGUGGUGCUGCAGCUGAUGAACGUGAGACGCUGCGGACAUUCAGAAAACUUCUUCUUUGUGGAGGUGGGACGCUCUGCUGUGACAGGCCCAGGCGAGUUCUGGAUGCAGGUGGACGACUCGGUGGUGGCCCAGAACAUGCACGAAACCUUGCUGGAAGCCAUGAAAGCACUCAGCGAGGAGUUCCGCCAGCGGAGCAAGUCUCAGUCGAACUCAGGCCCCGGAGGAGGUGCUACCGCUUCCAACCCCAUCAGCGUUCCCUCCCGCCGCCACCACCCGAACCCUCCUCCCAGUCAGGUGGGGUUCCUGCGGCGGCCCCGCACCGAGCCCCCCGGGGGAGCCAACGGCGUAGCAGCGGUCAGCAGUGCCAGUGCUUCUCCCACCCCACGGCACAGCUUCCCCAGAUCUCGCACCGCCAGCGAUGGCGGGAAAGGCGAGGAUGGGUCCACGCCGCUCCACGGCAUGAACUUGAGCCCCUCCGCCAAUGGCUCCUGCUCCACCACCCCGAUCCUCCGAUCCAAGUCGGCCCGUUCAGCUCCAACCUCGACGGCGAAAACUCCCUUUGGGUUGAUGCGCUCCAUCUCCACCCCAGCACCCUCCCCAGCUCCAAGUCUGUCGUCUAGCUCUGGGCAUGGCUCCGAGUUUGGCGGCCUAACAUCAGCCGGUGCUGUUCCGGGCUCAGGUACUUACAGUCGGGUUCCCUCUCACCAUGCCUCCAUCUCUGGCUCACCCAGUGACUACGGUUCUUCAGAUGAGUACGGUUCCAGCCCAGGGGAUCACACCCUUCUCCCCUCCCCAAGCCUCCCUGGAAGCUCCGUCGGUAGCAUCGGCAGCCAGUCGCUCGGUGAGGAUGGAGCCAACUAUAUCCUGAUGGGUCAUCGCGGUGCCGGAAACGGUAAUCAAGGCAGCGCAACGCCAAACACCCAGCCCGGAACGCCGGCCGGGGGCUCCCAGUCGAGGAGAGUGCUGCGUCGCUCCUCCAGCCGUGAAUGUGAAACUGAGCGCAGGCUGCUGAGCAAGCGGGCCUCCCUGCCGCCUAUGGCCCUGGAAAGACUGGCCCCGUGUCAGCGCAGGGCCGAUGAGCCCGCGGGGGAAGACUCGACUGAUUACGCCAUUAUGUCCAGCACGGGCCGAGAAUCCUUAAAUCCCGCCUGCUCUACCGGGAGAGAAUCGGCCGCAAGUGCUAGUGCGGGCGGAGGAGAGUACCUGGACGUCGCGGUGGAGUUCAAAACCGAAGGGGCCGGAGGAACGGGUGGUGGUGUAGAUGUAGGCGUGGACAAUGGGUACAUGUCCAUGCUGCCCGGAGUCACUCAGCCCCCGGCGUCCUUAUCCCAAUCGCUGGCCGUGUCUGUCCCAGACUCGGACCCCAAACCUGCCGACGACUACAUGGCCAUGACCCCUAACAACAGCGUGUCCCCCCCUCAGCAGAUCCGUCCGUUACCAACCUCUGACGGGUAUAUGAUCAUGUCCCCCAACAGUAGCUGCUCCCCAGACCAGCGUGGGGGCCUCUCUGGGGGGGCCUGGGUUGGCAGUGGUAGCGCAGACAGCCGAGCUGGCAGCGACUACAUGAACAUGUCUCCAAUCAGCGCUCGCUCUGUAAACGGCAGCCCCCCACCUCCCGAGCCCACCAGCCACUUGGAGACCGGCUUGCAACAACAAGCCCCCAAGAUGGUUUAUUCGUACUAUUCUCUUCCCCGGUCGUACAAACACAACCCCUCCGCCGGACAUUUUGACGACGGGCCCGGGCGAGGCAGGAAGCCCAGUGGGAGUUGCAGUCGGGGAGCGGGAGGAGUCCGAACCAGCGCUGGGUGUCAGGAGCAACUGGCAGCAGGCGGUUCAGCGGUUGGGCGUCACCUUUCGCUGUCCUCGUCCUCGUACUCGUCCAGCUCAGCCAGCAGCGAGAGUCUCGGGGAGGUGGACGAUCGAAGUCAGGCUUUGAGCAAAAAAAGUGGAUCUCAGUCCAAAGAAGGGAGCAAGAUGGCUCAGAGGCGGGGCUCUGGUGGGUUUUCUAAGCAAAAUAGGCACACUAGAAGCAGACCGGUGAGCCUGUUUGUUGACGUAUCCAAGGCUAACACCCUUCCGAGGGUCCGUGAGAACCCGCUUCCUCCAGAACCUAAGAGUCCUGGGGAGUACGUAAGCAUCGAAUUUAAGGGGGAGAAUUUAAACCUUAUGGGGAUUGGACUAGGACGCGGCAGGGGUCUAAGACACAAUUCUUCCCUGCCUCAUGGCUCAAAUAGCCAGCUUCCUCAGAACAGACCGACUUCUUGUGUCGGAAACUUUAUCCCGCUCUCCCGUAGUCCAUCUGCCCCCAUCACUCCCCCAGCUGCCUCGGAGUAUGUCAACAUGGAUCUGGGCCCUUCUCCGUCCCCCUCCCCGCUGUCUCUCACCCAAGUCUACAGUGGAACCCGCAGGCCCCCGAAAUUAUCGGUGACGCGGCCGUUCCCCCCGGGACGCCCACACACCGCACCGGCGGCCAUCUUUGAUGGUGCGGGGCCGGUCUGGCAAAGGGCGAAGACCGCGAACUUUAGAGCCGGGUCCUGGUCCGCAGUUGGGGCUCCGACCCCGCUCUCCGUUUCACAUCUCACGAAAGGCGGAUAA
This is a messenger RNA of Menidia menidia (Atlantic silverside), 2811 nucleotides long. Lineage: Eukaryota; Metazoa; Chordata; Actinopteri; Atheriniformes; Atherinopsidae. The record is from the annotation of a GenBank genome assembly.